Debaryomyces tyrocola is the source of this 881-nucleotide messenger RNA. The record is from the annotation of a GenBank genome assembly. Lineage: Eukaryota; Fungi; Ascomycota; Pichiomycetes; Serinales; Debaryomycetaceae.
AUGACAGAUAGUAAGACUCCCCAGUAUAGACAUGUUCGUGGGACCGAUACUAACAAUUAGACGACACUGGUGUUAAAAGGAGACUAAGAUUGCCGGUUUUCACUUUGAGCAGCUCGUAUAAUCAAUUAGCAGCUAUUUGCAACGACCCUGUAAAUAAUAACUCUACUUGUAACGAUGAGUCCGUAUUUGACAUACAAGAAGAGACCGGAACCACUACAGUGUUAUCAAGCUCGUGUAUUACAAAGGAUGAUGAAUUUAAGAGUACAGUGGCUGUAGAAAAUAUAUUUCUGCAACAGGACCGAGAGCUGGAUACACUAGAAAUAAUCAAGCGAGAGGAGGAUCAGGAAUUGACAAAAUAUACGAAUGGGAGGUAUAAAUGUGUGAAAUGUGAUAAAGAAAUGGAGAAGCUUUCGUUUUUGGCAAUCCAUCACCGAAGUCAUACCAGCAAAAUACACUUUACAUGUCCACAAUGUCAAUGCAUAGUUCACACGUUAAACGACUUAUCCAACCACUGCCAGAAACAUUCCAUGACGCAAAUCUCAUGUCCCAAAUGUGAAGAACGUUUUGAAGACUCGAGGCUUUUUAAGAUGCAUCUCGAAAUACACAUAAUUGAGAUGGAAGGGAACGAUAGCGAGAAACGAGUGGAUGACGAAGAGUUGCCUGAUAUUGAUAGAGGCCUGUUAUACGACGAAAUUCACUAUCUUAACGAGAUAGUUCUGGUGCGUUCAAUGGGUAUAUCUCGGUCUAGCUAUAGAGAAUCGUUCCCAUGUAAGUACUGUCCGAUGGUAUGUACAAGUAAAGUUCGUCUGUCUAUACAUUUGCUUGCUCAUAAAGAGUAUGCUGCUCUAACCACCGAUAAAUUAGAAGUAUCACCUAUCUAG